Molecule: messenger RNA, 3661 nt
Organism: Acanthochromis polyacanthus (spiny chromis)
Lineage: Eukaryota; Metazoa; Chordata; Actinopteri; Pomacentridae
Gene: htr6
Product: 5-hydroxytryptamine (serotonin) receptor 6
Exons: 3
Coding region: 1464-2870 (468 amino acids)
Biological process (GO): G protein-coupled receptor signaling pathway, coupled to cyclic nucleotide second messenger; chemical synaptic transmission
Cellular component (GO): dendrite; membrane
Molecular function (GO): G protein-coupled serotonin receptor activity; neurotransmitter receptor activity
Source: RefSeq, a predicted model, not a curated record
AUCUGCCAAAAUCACACAAGAAAAAGUGAAAUCUAUGACCCGCACAAGUAUGUCACUUGACUUUAAUCCAAUGGAAGACUUCUAGUUCUAUACGUAAUACACACAUAUGCCCACAAAAUAUUACACAGGGGUGUAGUCAUUUAUGUUACACGUUGUAAAUGUUCUAUCUUCAAAGUGUGAAAAGAGAUUUGAGGUUAACGACGUGUAUUUGAUUUUGACAGCAACUGUGAAAAACAACAUUAAGGCAAAAAAAAAGAGGAAAAUUCCACACAUAUUCAAAACAAAGUUACUGAGUCAGAGGAGGCAGAGGUUUCAAAGCACUGACCGAUCCUUUGGAGCAAUGUACAGAACAUAUCCAUUCAAUAUACAGGUAAUGGAUAUAAAAUUAUCAUUAAUAAUAUCAUUCAUUUCAACAGCUUAUAAUUCUUGCUACAUCUUUAAAUUGUACACAUACUAUACCAAAAUGACCCUUUCAAACAGAUACACGUUUUAAGAAAACAUCAAUGUUUUACAAUUCACUGCAAAAAUAAUAUUAACAGUUAUGCUUCAGUAUGACCAAACAUGGAAAAAGACCACCCACACAAGUUCCUAUGAUGUAGAAUUAGCAUAUCUUGGCUGUGAUUGUGCAUGGUUAUGCUUUAACAGCUCGAUGCUUUGACACGUUCCUUCUCAGUAGCUGUGCGCUCAGGCAGCGAGACAAGCUGGAGUGGCCGACACGGGGAUUAACAGGAGCGAGCGAUAUAAAGGCAGCCUUACAAGAACCAUGAUACCUGUAGAGCACUUGUGAACAGAGCCUUGCUUACAAAUGACUGUCGCACAGUUUUGUGUUGGUUUUUGCUCCCCUAUGCUGUAUCCCAGAAUUAAAGGACUUGUGCAAGGCGGUAAAGCUCCAGAUCAGCAAAGGACUUGUGAAAGCAAAUGCACUUCUGUGAGGUGAGCAAUGUUUCUGAGAAUUGAUCCUUAUUCUUUUCUUCUUCAGUGGGUCCUCUCACCGUCACUGCACUUGUAUGGCUAGUCAGAGCUCAUCUCUCUCUGUGCCCUCCUCCAGAGCUUGUCAUCAUUGUGACAUGCUGCUUCGAAACCCUCAGUCAGCUAUCGAAUGGCUCAUUCUGGCUAUGAGCUGUGGAUGAGGCAGAGACAUGGUGGCCAGCAUGGAGAGAUGAGUGAAGCGGUGUUGGUUAUUUGGAUUAUUUAACUGGUGGCAGUGGAAGUACAGUAAGUCCAGGACACCUGAAUGUAUUCCUGCCAAAGGGAGAUGGAGAUAUUUAUCCAUGGAGAACAGUUCUGUUAACCAUAACAGGUUUGAAUGUCUUUUCAACGCAGCAAUUCAGUGGCUUCUGUUUAUUCAAUAAUGUCUUUUAUCUGUGAGCUUUGGCUGAGAAGAAGAACAGAUUAAGGUUGGUAACAUUCAGUGGAGCCUGAAGAAGAACCUUCAGGAGCCGCUUUGUUGAUUGUUGGGCACCAUGGCUGACUCUCACCUGUCUGGCUCCAUAGGAAGCUCCAACAGCAGCUCUCCCACCACCGUUGCUUGGAACAUCACUGGCAGUGGCCCUUGGUUGUUGGCCUUCAUGCUGGCCAUCAUCAUCGUCAUGACAAUCUGUGGCAACAUGUUGCUCAUCGCUUUGGUGUUUGCACAUCGCUCUUUGCGGUGCACCUCAAACUGCUUCCUGGUGUCUCUGUUCCUGUCUGACCUAAUGGUGGCCUUGGUGGUCAUGCCCCCCGCCAUGCUCAACGUGCUGUGUGGAUCCUGGGUGCUGUGGCCUGCCUUUUGUCCAGUUUGGCUUUGCUUUGACGUCAUGUGCUGCAGUGCGUCCAUCCUCAACUUGUGUGUGAUCAGCCUGGACCGUUACCUCUUCAUCAUCUCACCACUACGCUACAAGCAGAGGAUGACACCGCCUCGCGCAUUACUCCUGGUCGGAGCUGCUUGGGGGUUGGCAGUAAUGGCCUCCUUCCUGCCUAUUGAGAUGAAAUGGCACAGCUUAGGCCACAGGAGUGAACACACGUCGGUUCCUGGGGUUAGCAUUAGUAAUAUCAGCGCCUUCUCCGACAAACUGUACCCAGAGUCCUACUUUCAGCUGUCACCAUCAGGAGGCCUUUCCUUCCAGUGCCGCCUGCGGGUCACCCUUCCCUUUGCCCUGGUGGCCUCUGUGCUCACCUUUUUUUUGCCCUCCAGCGCCAUUUGCUUCACCUACUGUCGAAUCCUUCUGGCAGCACGGAGACAGGCCAAGAGGGUUGCAGCACUAAGCCACCCACCCCACCCUCAUCCAUCUCUUGGAGAACCCUCCCGGCCUCCUUCGCCUGGGGUCGCAGCAGGUCAAGCUCAGCAGGACAGAGAUGACUGCAGUCACCAAGAGCCUCCUGUGUCACAGAAUGUACCGCUUUCAGUGAACAGCGAGCGUCGUCUGGCUCACCGGCAGGGUCGGAGGGCGCUGAAGGCCAGUCUGACGCUGGGAGUCCUCCUGGGACUCUUCUUCAGUGCUUGGCUCCCCUUUUUCAUCACUAACAUGGCCCAGGCAGUGUGUGACUGUGUGCCCCUUGCGCUCUUUGACGCCAUCACCUGGCUGGGCUACUGCAACAGCACCAUCAACCCCAUCAUCUACCCGCUGUUCAUGAGGGACUUCAAGCGAGCUCUGGGGAGGCUCUUGCCCUGCUGUUCCUCGCGGUCGCCCAGAAGACCCUCGCCAGCUCUCUCUCUCUCGCUACGUAACUCAGGAGAGCCCAACAUUGCCAGCAACCCCCCCUCACCCCUGGCCUCUGACCCCACCCACCCCCCUGCCACCGCCACCGAUGCCGUCAACCUGCUGGAUGCUGAGCAUGCUGGGAUUGAGCUGCCUCUGCUUCUGCCCAAUCAGGUCGACACUCUGGACUGAACGGUCCGCCAGCAUAUCAGGGAGUCAUUCAUUCAAGCACUGAGGUUCAUUACAAUUCAUUCCUUACUUGCUGAGUUGAGAAUCACAAUUAAAAUCUACUUUAUACUUUUACAGAAAAAUAUCUACAAACGCUUCAGCUCUGUCUUUAACUGCUUCUUUCUGUUACACAGUUCAAGAUGUGCCUUCCAAACACAUUUCUCUAUAAAACUAGGGUUUAGACUAAUUCCAAUUUUCAGUGCCAGCAUACUAUGUCACUGUAACAUCGAGUAAGCGGUGUAUCACGUUCAUGUCGGUAGAAGAGAACAGAGAAAAGCGUGGCCUUGAAGAGACAUAUUCACUGAGUUGCCCCCAGCCUUAUGGAAAUUCAGUUUCUGUGACAAUAUCUAUAGCAACCAAGCUAAUAGAAGAAAAUGAUGAAAUGAAUAGAGUAGGCACCUAUUUGCGGCAUCCAAUAAACCCUGCAAAGCAAACAAAUAUUUGCAGGUAUUUAAUCUCACAGUGAGUCCAUAUUCGCAGUCGGUAAAAAACAAUAUAAUCUGCUGAAUUCUAAAUAGAUAUUAAAUUAAUACAUCUAGAAACUCGCUUUUAGUCACAGUAAUAAUUAACAGUAGCAUUUAAUAAUUACUAAAUUGCUACUUCAGUUGCUUGUUGCUAGGAGCUGUCACAUUGAGUCUUGUGCAGUCUGUGUUGAGAAUGAAAGGAAUAUUUUCUCCAACAAAGCUUUGAUGUUGCAAAAAAAAAAAACUUGAGAAGAUGAGAGUUUUCAAGGAAGCAGCUGGUCCUGUAACAUG